UAGACCUUGGCAAUUCAUCAACUAACCAAGUAAUACAAGCCACAAAGAUCUACGGUCGAUAUAAUUCGUAAGCUCAGUUCUACGAAGAAAACAACCUUCUUAUCCAGGUAAUCAAUCCCGGUUCCCUUAUGCCGGAAGCAGCAUUGACCUUGUCUCCGGAGCCACCGCGGCGCUCAUAUCCGAACGACUGAGAUCCAUUCUUGACCAAUCGUCGACCCCACGAGCUGCGGACGUAACCCCUUCCACGGCGCCAUCUUAAGAUGCAGCUAACUUUGCAGGCGGGCCCAUGUCGGUCAACCAUAUAGAGCGCACACAUUAUAAAUACUUAUAAUCCCUAUAGGUUGUUGAAUUUCUUGGUCAAGACGUUUUGGUCGUGAGCAUUGUUAAGACCGCAAAGAGCUUCGAAGAGCUUCACAUGAUGGUGAACCUACUUACGCUAGCACAGAGGCUACCUCUCCUGGCCUCCUGUGUUAUAGCCGGAGCUAGCUUUCCGUCUAUACCUGUUGACUUGACAACUCCGUUCCAGCAGCGGCUUGCUAUCAACGGCCCUAAUGCCAUCUCCGUGGGCUGGAAUACAUACAAAAAGAUAGACAAGCCUUGCGUCCAAUAUGGCACAUCCAGCAACGCGCUCACUUCUCAGGUUUGCUCCACUAACUCGGUCACUUAUCCAAGCUCACGCACUUACGCCAACGUGGUCGUACUCACGGGCCUGUCACCCGCUACCACAUAUUAUUAUAAGAUAGAAUCGACGAAUUCUACCGUUGAGCAUUUCUUUAGCCCGCGGACAGCCGGCGAUACGACCCCUUUCGCCAUGAAUGCCGUCAUCGAUCUGGGUGUCUAUGGCGCUGACGGAUAUACCAUCAAAAUGGACGAAACCAAAAGGGAUACAAUCCCGCACAUUGACCCGUCGCUAAAUCACACAACCAUCAACCAGCUGGCCAACACGGUCGACGACUACGAAUUCAUCGUACAUCCCGGAGACUUCGCGUAUGCUGAUGACUGGAUAUUGAAGCCUAAGAAUCUCCUCGACGGCGAGAACGCCUUCCAGGCUAUCCUGGAGCAGUUCUACGACCAGCUAUCACCUAUAUCCGGCCGUAAAGCCUACAUGGCUAGCCCGGGCAAUCACGAAGCCUCCUGCCAAGAAAUCCCCCAUACGUCGGGACUGUGCCCCGCGGGACAGAAGAACUUCACCGACUUCAUGAACCGGUUCGGCGACACCAUGUCAACCGCUUUCCCGUCGACCUCCGCCGCCGACGCUGCCAAGAUCAACGCCAACAAGGCGCAGGUGUUGGCGAACCCGCCUUUCUGGUACUCGUUCGAGUACGGCAUGCUUCACUUCGUCAUGAUCAACACGGAGACGGAUUUCGACGAUGCGCCGGACGGACAGGGUGGGUCCGCGGGCCUCAACAGCGGCCCCUUCGGCGCCCCCGACCAGCAGCUGCAAUUCCUCGAGGCGGACCUGGCCUCCGUAGACCGCACGGUAACGCCUUGGCUCGUGGUCGGCGGCCAUCGGCCGUGGUACACCACCGGCGGCGACGGCUGCACGGCAUGCCAAAAGGCGUUCGAGCCGCUGUUCUACAAGUACGGCGUCGACCUGGCGAUAUUCGGGCACGUGCACAACUCGCAGCGCUUCCAGCCGACCUACAAGAACACCGCCGACCCGAAGGGGAUGAACGACCCCGCGGCGCCCAUGUACAUCGUGGCGGGCGGCGCGGGGAACAUCGAGGGCCUCAGCGCGGUGGGGAGCAACGUGUCGUUCAACGCCUUCGCGUACGCCGAUGAUUUCAGCUACGCCAAGAUAAACUUCUUGGAUACGAAUAACCUCCAAGUCGACUUCAUUAGGUCGGCUACGGGCGAAGUGUUGGAUACUUCGGUCUUGCAUAAGUCGCACAAGCAGCAAUUUGUUGUCCAAUAAGUGUUGAUGUAGUGUAUACCAAGAACCUUGCAUAUAACACGCAAAUGAAUAAAUAAAUAGCUGCCAGUAGGGCGUAUUUGUGGAACAAUAAAGCUAUAAAAAAAAGAGCCCCCAAAUCUGCCUACCUAGUACCUCUGUAAGGAUCACCUCUUCGAGCCAUAAUAUGCAGAUAUCAAGAAGUUUUGCGUUCGCAAAGACAGACGCUGAGAAACCUCCUUUAUACCUGGUAUGCAUGUGAACAAGCCGUUGGACCCUAGGUACCUCCUAAGCUAUUGAUGAUCGACAUCGAUGAUGCCUAGGGCAUCGUACAAAAUAGGGAUUAAACUUUAGACUUGCCGGGAAACUUUUGCUUAAGUUAGAUUUUGUGGACGGG
Molecule: messenger RNA, 2288 nt
Organism: Daldinia caldariorum
Lineage: Eukaryota; Fungi; Ascomycota; Sordariomycetes; Xylariales; Hypoxylaceae
Product: Metallo-dependent phosphatase
Exons: 2
Coding region: 416-1915 (499 amino acids)
Molecular function (GO): acid phosphatase activity; metal ion binding
Source: RefSeq, a predicted model, not a curated record